GCCACACAAAGUUGAAUCAAAGUUGUAUAGUCUCAUAAUCCACAACAGAAUCAAUUUAUCUAUUUCUUUUAAUCAUCACUAAUCUGGGGGAAGCUAUUUAUUCCACUGCGGUAGAGGAAGAGAUGUCAAAUCAAACAACAGUAACAGAGUUUUUCCUCUUGGGUCUUACUAGUGGACCAAAGACACACUUUGUUCUCUUUGGGAUGUUUGUGAUUGUCUACAGCAUCACAUUAAUGGGCAAUGUGAUCAUCCUGAUGCUCAUUUGGUUGGAUUCUCAACUCCACACCCCCAUGUACUUCUUCUUAAGUAACCUCUCCUUUGUAGACAUCUGGUACAUAACUUGUAUAAUUCCUCAGUUAUUAACCAACCUGUGGAUCCCAAAGAAGACCAUUUCAUUUGCUGGUUGUGGUGUUCAGAUCUACUUUUUCUUUGGUCUAGCCAUUACUGAGUGUGUCCUCCUUGCAGUCAUGGCCUAUGAUCGCUUUGUGGCCAUAUGUUACCCUCUGCGCUACACCCUCAUUAUGAACCAGAAAGUCUGCAUCAAGUUGGUUUUAGCAGCCUGGCUCUUUGGCUUCCUCCUUGCAAUGGUGCACGUAGUCAAUACUCUCCAAAUGCCUUAUUGUGGUCCAAAUGUCAUUAACCACUUUUAUUGUGAUGUCCUGGUUCUGCUAAAACUUGUUUGUGCUGACACCCAUUUCAAUGAAAUCAUUGUGUUUGUGAUUGCUGUCCUCAUUCUUUUGUGUCCCUUCUCCUUUAUACUGAUCACAUAUGUCCACAUUCUAAUAACCAUCUUGAAGAUUCACUCCACACAAGGUCGGCAUAAAGCUUUCUCUACAUGUGCCUCCCAUAUGACUGUAGUGGCAUUGUUUUACGGAAGUGCUAUGUUCAUGUACAUGAGACCUGGCUCAAACCAUUCGCCAGACCAGGAUAAAAUGGUCUCCUUGUUCUACAGCAUUGUCACACCCAUGUUCAACCCCGUGAUUUACAGUCUCAGGAACAAGGAAGUGAAAGGGGCCUUGGUGAAAGUGUUGCAGAGGUGCAACAUCUGUCAUGGGACUUAAAAGUUUCUUGAAGGUCACAAUGAAAUGUUCACCUCAAAUGUGGUCUAACUGUGUUAGACUCAAAGUGGCUGAUGCUCUGUACUGAUAACCUAGUGACGUAUGUCCUCUUAACAACGUAAUGGUAGUAGAGCAGUGGAUAUUUAAGAUCUUGCUACAGUCAAGGCAUUGGCAAAGAGAUAAACUGUAAAGAUUUUGCAAGGAACCUUUUCAUUUUUGCAUACUAGGUGGACAAGACUAGAGUUAACUGAAAGUUAUUAGCUUCCUCAUCCCUAACAUUUGUCAUAUUAGCAAUGUUGACUUUUCACAAGUUUUGUAAUAGAAAUUGCCUUUUUAUUGAAAUAUUUAAGCUCUCUUUGCUGAAAAAUAAAAUUGCUCUGAUUGUUAUCAGAGGAAUUGAGACUGGGCAUGCUCUGUUUCCAUUUCUGGUCUGUCAUUUGUUAAAUCCCAGUGUUUUUUUAAACUACUCAUUGAUAAGAAUGAUUAUGACUUCAUAGUGUAUAUAUUAAAAACUUUAAAAUUAAUAUCAUGUUCAUUUAAUUAACCAAGUAACUUUGGACAAAUUGCACUCAGGUGAGUCUAAC
Molecule: messenger RNA, 1642 nt
Organism: Crotalus tigris (Tiger rattlesnake)
Lineage: Eukaryota; Metazoa; Chordata; Lepidosauria; Squamata; Viperidae
Product: olfactory receptor 2A12-like
Exons: 2
Coding region: 123-1061 (312 amino acids)
Biological process (GO): G protein-coupled receptor signaling pathway
Cellular component (GO): membrane
Molecular function (GO): G protein-coupled receptor activity; olfactory receptor activity
Source: RefSeq, a predicted model, not a curated record